CAACAACAACAACAACAACAACAAGGUUCAUUACACUUGGUAAUUCGAGCGUCACUUGGCUGGUUGGCUUUGUGCCGUUGUUCCUCUUUGGAAGACGCAGGGUUACUGGAAAUCAUCUGGCAUGGAAACGGGAGUCUGCGCUGCUUCUAUUUGAUAUGAUUUGUUACUUUGUCUUGCUGGGUGUCUUGGGGUUGCGGGAAAGCGGGAAAGCGGCAGGAGCUCGCAGUUGCUUACGUGCCUACCUGAGAUUCUACUUGAUACCCGAAAGCGACGUUGAUGUUUUCCCUUCAGUUAGGACCAAUUCAUAUUCCGUUUCCAUCUAUCAUGUCCGAUUGUGUUUGUCUCCAGUCAGACUGAAGACUAUCAGAUGUACAUCUAGUAGUGUCCAUGGUUCAGCUUUGAUCUGAUAUUUUUCUUCCUUGGGAUACUUGGACGGUUAGCAAGAAAGGGUGGCGUUAGAUGCUUCGGGGAAUGGCUCUCUACAGGGUCAAUAUAUCAAUGAUGUUUCUGUCCUUUGAUCUUGAUGAAGCACUAUGGCUAGGCUGCGUGAGAAGAUUACAAUCAUAGCUCGUGAACAUCUCUUUGUCUGUACAAGUAAACCCC
Messenger RNA from Colletotrichum phormii, 603 nucleotides. RefSeq lists its product as uncharacterized. The annotation marks the transcript as partial. The record is from RefSeq and is a predicted model, not a curated record. NCBI's taxonomy places the organism in Eukaryota, Fungi, Ascomycota, Sordariomycetes, Glomerellales, Glomerellaceae. The transcript has a single exon.